AUGAAGCACAUGGUCACGGCCCACAACUGUGCUGCAACCCUCACUAACAAGCUGCUACAUAGAUCCAACAGAUCACGGAAGAACAAUCUCUGUGUAAGAGGCCUGCCAGAAAUAGUAGGAGAAGCAGACAUAGAAACUGGCCUUGUAAUCUGCUUCCAACAAAGCUUGCCAGAUAUCCCUGACCAUCUAUGGGGUGUCCUCAGAGCCAGAGGCCCGAAAAACAGCCCACCCAGGGUUGUAAUAAUGAAAUGGCACUACUUCAAGACAAAGGAGGCCAUAUUGAAAUACAGCAGGACACAGGCCUACACACACAACGGGAUGGAAGUGCAGCUGUUUCAAGAUGUCUCCCCAACCACUCUCCUCCGCAGGCGGGAAUGA
Pelobates cultripes (western spadefoot toad) is the source of this 378-nucleotide messenger RNA. Lineage: Eukaryota; Metazoa; Chordata; Amphibia; Anura; Pelobatidae. The record is from the annotation of a GenBank genome assembly.